Molecule: messenger RNA, 1212 nt
Organism: Emys orbicularis (European pond turtle)
Lineage: Eukaryota; Metazoa; Chordata; Testudines; Emydidae
Gene: HORMAD1
Product: HORMA domain containing 1
Exons: 14
Coding region: 1-1212 (403 amino acids)
Source: RefSeq, a predicted model, not a curated record
AUGGCAACUGCCCAGAUGCAAAGAAAUUCUAUGAGUGCAGUAAUAUUUCCUAAUAAAAUACGUACUGAACAGCAGUCUUUGAUAUUGGUGAAGAGACUCCUAGCAGUAGCAGUAUCCUGCAUUACUUACCUAAGAGGAAUUUUUCCAGAAUGUGCCUAUGGAACAAGAUAUCUAGAUGACCUCUGUGUCAAAAUUUUGAGGGAAGACAAAAACUGUCCUGGGUCCACUCAGUUGGUGAAAUGGAUGUUAGGAUGCUAUGAUGCUUUGCAGAAAAAAUAUCUAAGAAUGGUUGUCCUAGCAGUCUACACUCAUGCAGAAGACCCUCAGACAGUUACAGAAUGUUAUCAGUUCAAAUUCAAAUACACCAACAAUGGGCCGGUAAUGGAUUUCACCAGUAAGAAUAAAGGAAAUGAUUCCAACAUCACAUGUACAGACACCAAGAAAGCAAGUAUCCUCCUCAUUCGUAAGAUUUAUGUUCUGAUGCAGAAUCUGGGCCCGUUACCUAAUGAUAUCUGCUUGACUAUGAAGCUUUUUUAUUAUGAUGAAGUUACACCACCUGAUUACCAGCCUCCUGGUUUUAAAGAGGGUAAUUCUGACACAAUGAUAUUUGAGGGGGAGCCUAUUUACCUAAAUGUGGGUGAGGUGCCAACCCCUUUUCAUAUGCUGAAAGUUAAAGUGACAACUGAGAGAGAACGAAUGGAAAAUAUUGAUAAAAACGUGCUAAAGCAAGGGGACUCUAAGGUGCCUACGCAAUUAAUCAGACUGGACAAAGAUAAUUCAGAAGAACAGAACCAGCAAAUAAAUGAAGAUUUUGUGGCAGAUAAUAAAAUGGAAGUUCAGAAAAAUGCAAAUACAUCUGUAAAAGUUGGAGAAUUAAGUUUAACUUGUGAAGAAAAUGAACUUACGAGGUCUGAAGAAAGCCAGAAUAAACCUGUUUCUAAUUCUCAGGUUGAUCAGUUAGCAAUUAAGACAUCUGAACUUGAUGUGUCAGAGGGCAGGACAAGAAGUGGAAAAAUAUUUCAGAUCAACACAGUUGGUGAAAAUCAGGCUCAGGAACAUUGCAAAAAUCGUUUAGUAGCUAAGUGUUCUAAAGAAACCCAGAAGAGAAAUUGGUCUGAGUCUGAAAAACUUGUUCAUCAGUACGAACUCUCCUCUAGUCAAGAUACACUGCCAAAAAGGAGAAAAUUUAGUGAACCAAAGGAGCGGUUUUAG